Molecule: messenger RNA, 840 nt
Organism: Miscanthus lutarioriparius
Lineage: Eukaryota; Viridiplantae; Streptophyta; Magnoliopsida; Poales; Poaceae
Source: the annotation of a GenBank genome assembly
AUGGCUUGGACGGCUGCGGCCACCCUGUGCUGCCGCCUCCUCCGCCUCCCCUCCGCCCGCCGCCCUCCCUCGUCCCGGGCUCGGUGUUCCGCUGCGCAGAGCCCCGACGCCGUGGACAAGGAGUACGCCGACCUCAACCUCCGGCCUCUGUACCCCAACAGGGGCCAUCACAUGCGCAUACGGCAGCACGUGAACCCGCUCAGCUCAUCCUUCUCGGAGCCCACGGAGCCGCCAGAGUGGAAGGAAGUGUUCGACGACCCCCUGCUUCCCCUCAUGGUCGACAUCGGCUGCGGGAGUGGGAGAUUCUUGAUUUGGCACGCGAAGAAUUCUGGCAAGAGGCAGAACUACCUUGGGCUAGAAAUCCGCCAAAAGUUGGUGGAGCGGGCACAGUUCUGGGUGAAUGAAUUGGAGCUUAUGAAUGUCUGUUUUAUGUUUGCAAAUGCAACGGUGUCUUUUCAGAAAAUCAUAUCGUCAUACCCUGGUCCCUUGUCACUUGUUUCAAUACUGUGUCCUGAUCCACACUUCAAAAAGAGACAUCACAAAAGAAGAGUUCUGCAGCAACCAUUGGUCGAUUCAAUCACAAAGAAUCUCUGUUUAGGCGGACGGGUUUUCAUACAAUCAGAUGUACUAGAAGUAGCUGUAGACAUGAGAGAAAGGUUUGAUGGGUACUCUGGUAUUUUGGCACAUGUUAAUUAUGUCGAUCAAGAUCUUCAGUGUGACCAUGAAGGAUGGCUUCUGGACAACCCAAUGGGAAUCCGGACAGAGCGAGAAAUCCAUGCAGAGCUUGAAGGAGCAACCAUAUACAGGAGGAUGUACCAAAAGAUUAGAGAUGCUUCUUAG